Protopterus annectens (West African lungfish) is the source of this 2814-nucleotide messenger RNA. RefSeq names its product cleavage and polyadenylation specific factor 7 (gene CPSF7). Gene Ontology annotation, biological process: mRNA alternative polyadenylation. Gene Ontology annotation, cellular component: mRNA cleavage and polyadenylation specificity factor complex. The record is from RefSeq and is a predicted model, not a curated record. Gene Ontology annotation, molecular function: mRNA binding. Lineage: Eukaryota; Metazoa; Chordata; Ceratodontiformes; Protopteridae.
UUUAUGCGUGCGCAGCAGUGCGAUUAUUUUUUUUUACUUUUGUAUAUUUGUCUACGAAAUGUUAAUGAUUUGUCACCACUGAUAAUUUUUCUGUUUGUUAAUGUAUCCUUUUUGAACAGUAUAGUUUAGUUUGUUGGCUAUACAGUCUUUACUUUAUCUUGUUUGAGGCCGCAUAAUAGUGACGCGGGAGUUAUAACACAACGGCGGUAAUAAGAACGUUGGUUCACAGCGUUUAUGUGCUCCAUUAAGGAGAAUCACAUUUAAGUUUUUGGUGUUGGAUAACGUGCAGGGUGGAUAUUGCUGUACUAACAGAUGAGCGAAAGCGUUGUGCGAUCGUGGUUUAGAUAUUUGUUUUGAUCUAAGAAUAGAGGCCUAGUUUUCGUACUGAACUGUCAAAAUGUCGGAAGCAGCAGACCUGAUUGAUAUUUACGCUGACGAGUUCAACCAGGAAUCUGAGCUUGGGACCAGUGAGCCAGUAGACUUGUAUGAUGAUGUACUGGCAGUGAAGGGAAGUUCAAAAUCUGGCUCCAAUGAUCCUUCUGCAAAGGGUGGAAGUGGAUGCAACAAGGACAGCAGUCAGCCUGCCAUUCUGUACACCUACAGUGGAUUGCGGAAUAAGAAGGCAGCCGUCUACGUUGGAAACUUCAGCUGGUGGGCAACCGAUCAGGACCUUCUCAAAGCUAUAAAGUCUGUUGGAGUGUCUGACGUUGUGGAUGUCAAGUUUGCUGAGAACAGAGCUAAUGGCCAGUCCAAGGGCUAUGCACUUGUAGUAGUUUCAUCUGAGAAUUCUGUCCAUAGACUGUUGGAGAAUCUACAGGGGAAGAAACUUUUCUCAGACACUUUAGAGGUUCGUCUUUCUACACGGCAGAACCUGAAUAUGUUUGAGACCCUGGCUAAAAAGAGAAUGCCUCAGAGAGCUAAUGCAAGAGAAUCCACCGAAUCUACUGAUUUAAAUGCCAAGAAGAUGGAGAAUGCAGCUUUAGCACAGCAGAUUGAGAAGCCGCCUCCUGUACGCCUGCCAUUCUUCAACAGACCUGCAUUUCCAGACAUUCGCCCUCCUUCAGUUCCUAUUCCACCUAUUCCACCCCCAGUGCCGAUGGGGUACAGUGUUCCUCCUCCUCCCAUCCCUGGGAUGACCUAUCCCCAUAUGGUGCCACCACCCCCUAGAAUUCCACCUCAUUUGGGUGUCCCACCACCAGGAUCUGUGCCACCUUCAUUACACCUGAAUCCUGCUUUCUUUCCUCCUCCAAGUACAGCUGGCAUCUCUUCAACCGAUCCUUACACCAGACCACCUUCUACAUUCAACAGGACAGGGGAGCUCGAAAGUACUGUGGUCACCUUAAAUGAGGCUGAAUUUGAAGAGAUCAUGAAUAGAAAUCGUGCCAUUUCUAGCAGUGCUAUUUCUAAAGCAGUAGCAGGAGCCAGCACAGAAAAAGGCAUCGCUCAAGAUCUCCUCCUCGUGUGGCAGAAAGCAGCCGAAAGUACAGAGAAAGAUCAUACAGUCCGGAUCCUUUUGAAGAUUACUUCCGUGACAAGACUCGGGAACGAUACCGGGAAAGAGAGCGGGAUCUGUAUUACUAAGGAAAUGAUUAAUUCAGAACUUGGACCGCAAGAGGAAAAAGGUCAGAUAAAAGCGACACCUAAUUAUUCAGGGAGUCUAAAAAAGAAGACCAUCAGAACCAUUUAUUUUGUUCAGCCACUCUGGGUUGUGCUGAAGAAGACAGCAGAGCCGUUGCAACCAGGAGGAACUUUGACCAGUGCAUCCCCAGUUCAGGUCAUCCUUCUUCCCCUCCCCAAAAGAAAUGGGGUCCACUUUGACAGUUACAUGCUCUGUGUAUAUUUUAAUUGGAUAUUGGUGUCAAGUUGGAUACUGACCACUGCUUUCAACUGUUAAGGACUGCGUAUUAGAAGCCUACUCAGAAUUCACUCCUCAGACUUGCUUCAUGGACAGUCGCUCCAAGAAGCUCUUAAGCAUUUAUUGAUGAGUUGUGGUCGGGGAAUAGUAAUCAGAAGGCAACUGCUAAUCAGCAAGUCUGUUUUACCUCUGAAUCUGUCACUUCCAAAACUUACCCUGAAAGAACCGGUUGGCUUAAAGGCAGCACGGGGAAUGUCAUUCAGAGCUUCCAUUUCCAAUAAUGAAAUCUUCUGGCCAUUUUCAACAAGUAUGUGCUGCUACAUGGACCUAUACUGGGACACUUUUCAUAUAAAAUACCCUUGGAUUGUGCUUCCAGCUUCAGAGACACUCCACCAAAAUUUAGAAUUUUGGUAAAAAAAGGUUUCAUUUAUAACAUGACUUCAUUACCACAAUGUUCAGAAAAGAUUGGGAAUCUCACUUUUAUGCAGAAAUGUCUAGCCUUUUUAGGUCAGAUGUUGUAAUACUAUAUACUUGUGGUUGAUAACUUCUGUGUCACCCUGAAAAGAAGUGAUAGCUACAGUUGUGUUUUGAACGGAAUAUUUUUGAAAUACUGUAGCUAUAACAUUUUGGUUUACUAUUAAAAUUCUCAGGAUAAGAUGUGUUGUACACUACAAGCCAAAUGCAAUGAAAUGACAGCAUCUAUAAUAUAAGGAUGAUAUUGUGCAAUUGGUCAAAUAGUGAGGGGGAUACCCAAAUCUUUGAUGCACACUGUGUAGCUCUACUUUGAGAUUAAUGAGGUUUGACAUACUGUAAAACCUUGGUAUCAAGUCCAAAAUUUAUAAAACUUUGUAUUCUGUAAAAGUUUGUACACUUUUAACUAUUGUAUUAUGUAAGUUUGGUCCAAAAUGGGGAAUUCAGAGUUUGUUACAAGUCUAAUACAAUGUGCAAGUUUUGGUACA